Messenger RNA from Mucor velutinosus, 903 nucleotides. RefSeq lists its product as uncharacterized. The coding region runs from base 1 to 903 and encodes 300 amino acids. The transcript is spliced from 4 exons. Lineage: Eukaryota; Fungi; Mucoromycota; Mucoromycetes; Mucorales; Mucoraceae. The record is from RefSeq and is a predicted model, not a curated record.
AUGAGCCUGGGUACCUUGGGCUGCCAUGUUGCUCAGCUUAUCUUAUUGAAUCAAGUAUCAGGUACUGGAGCAUGGUGGCCAGAUUUUGUUCCAUAUAUUCUGUAUUAUGUGGGCCCCAUUGUGUCCAUUCUGUCUGCCACAAUCCUACUAGUAGUCGGCUGUGUGUUCUCAAAAUCGUUAUGGAGUGAUCGUAUUACCAGCUGUAUCAAUUUGUUGUUAUUUAUAGCCAUCAUUGUAUACAAUUCACUUACAUCUGGCACUAUUCCUUGGACAGGAUCAGUCAGUAACUCAAACACCUCUACAAUGAAGGGCUAUGUGACAUACUGCUCCAAUUACAGUGAUAGUCUCAUGUCAAACAGAUGCUGGUUGACCAAUGGUACCUGGCUUGGUAUGGUGGUUGUAGGAUUUCUCUGGUUGCUGUUGGGUCUGUACGCACUCAUUUUGAAGAAUUCAGACGUCUAUGCAGAGGAUUACGACACUUACGACUUUAAAGACGACGUACCAAUGGCUAAAAUGGCCACAGACUCUACUGCUGUUGGCAGAUCAAGUGGUAUUCCCGAACCACCAAAGCAUACGCCCAUGAUGAGUCCCUACAUGCUACCCCAUCGUGAUUUCGCUAAUCAGAGCCAGGAGACUUACUACUACUCUACGCAAGGAACGCCAGCCUAUGAUUACACCAACAGCGACAUCUACAUGAAUUCCAUGCCAGUAGAAGAUCAUCAUCUCUAUAAAGCGACUAGCCCAUUACAGCAGCAGUAUCAAAGUCCCGCCAACGGUUUCGAGAGACAAAGAAAGGUAUCCAAAACCUACCUCGAAGAGGAAGACCAGGAAUCAGCGCCACUCUCAGCAUCUGCACAUUCUGGAGAGCAGCCACCUCACGCUUAUGAUGAACACCGUCUCUAA